UUCAGUGAAAAAGCGAUGGCGUAAAUCUUAGCCGCCUAUUUAUGCCCUGAAUGUUAACCGGGAGGUUCGUUCGCUGGUUCUUACAAAAAAAAACUAUAUUUUUUAUACUUGAAAGAACGUCAUCAGUUGAAUGUUAGAUAUUAACUCAGUUUUAUAGCUAGACAUGAGUGGUAUUCUUAUGCAGAUGUGAAAGGAUAAAAGAAAAAUCGAACGCGGAAGUGUGGAAGAAAUCUCCCGGAUUGUGAUCUGCUGAUCGGCCAGGUUUACUGACUGGGGGAAAGAGAAGGGAUGGAUGACAACAAAGAAGCAGCUUCUGAGAGGAUACUUUUGGAGCCAUACAAGUACCUGCUGCAGCUGCCAGGGAAGCAAGUAAGGACGAAACUGUCUCAAGCCUUCAACCACUGGCUCAAUGUCCCAGAAGACAAACUACAGGUGAUCAUUGAAGUGACCGAGAUGCUGCACAAUGCGAGCCUGCUGAUUGAUGACAUUGAGGACAGCUCUAAGCUGCGCCGUGGCUUCCCCGUGGCCCACAGUAUCUAUGGCAUACCAUCGGUGAUCAACUCGGCCAACUAUGUCUACUUCUUGGGCCUGGAGAAGGUGCUGACCCUGCAGCAUCCCGAGGCUGUGCAGGUCUUUACCCGGCAGCUGCUUGAGCUCCACCGGGGGCAGGGCCUGGACAUCCACUGGCGUGAUACCUACACCUGCCCCACCGAGCAGGAGUAUCGCCAGAUGGUGCUGAAGAAGACAGGUGGCCUUUUUGGUCUAGCUGUGGGUCUUAUGCAGCUCUUUUCCACCUGGAAGCAAGACCUCAAGCCGCUGCUGGACACGCUGGGCCUCUUCUUCCAGAUCCGUGAUGACUACGCCAACCUGAGCUCGCGUGAGUACAGUGCAAAUAAGAGCUUUUGUGAGGACUUGACAGAGGGCAAGUUCUCUUUUCCCACCAUCCACGCCAUAUGGUCGCAGCCUGAUAGCACGCAGGUGCAAAACAUCCUACGGCAACGCACAGAGAACAUGGACAUCAAGCGGUACUGUGUGGACUACCUGGAGAAGGUUGGCUCCUUUGAAUACACUCGGCAGACACUCCGGAGCCUGGAAGCUGAGGCCUACAGACUCAUCAAGGACCUGGGGGGCAACCCUGAGCUGGAGGGCUUAGUUGAGCAGCUGAGCCACAUGUAUAAGGAGGAGUGAAUCUCCAGCUGACCCAGAGGACUCCCCCUCCCUGACUACCCACACAGUGCUUGAACUUCACCUCAUCUCACCAGUCCCAUUGAAUUCCUGUGCAUUCAUACUGGGCUAUGGUUCUUAGCAACUGAACGCUUCUCAGGGGGGUGCAGAAAGUGUUGCUUGGCCAUUUCUCCUUGCGUACGUGUUAAAGGACUUGUAUGCAAUAAAGCCUUACUGACUUUUUUAUUACAAAGUAAAAUAUUUUCCUUUUUUAUUCCAGUUUUGUUGCGACAGAGUAAUGUGUUUUGAAAUAUCAGGGAGAGCAUUCUUUGAAGGGUUAAGUGCUACUCUGUGUCAGUCUGCUGUUAAGUGCCAGAUUUGGUGUAUGGAAAUUUAAUACUUUUUAUACUGCACUGACGAAGAUUAUUUUAUAACUUCUGUAUGAAGCAUACAAAUGUAUUUGGCUAGGAUUCUGUUUUUGUUUAAAUCUCCUACUGUAUGUAAAGGACUAGAUAAGGGCAUAAAAUAAGCUUAUUCCUUUAUACUAA
Molecule: messenger RNA, 1712 nt
Organism: Scleropages formosus (Asian bonytongue)
Lineage: Eukaryota; Metazoa; Chordata; Actinopteri; Osteoglossiformes; Osteoglossidae
Gene: ggps1
Product: geranylgeranyl diphosphate synthase 1
Exons: 4
Coding region: 289-1188 (299 amino acids)
Biological process (GO): isoprenoid biosynthetic process
Molecular function (GO): prenyltransferase activity
Source: RefSeq, a predicted model, not a curated record